Molecule: messenger RNA, 1330 nt
Organism: Macroventuria anomochaeta
Lineage: Eukaryota; Fungi; Ascomycota; Dothideomycetes; Pleosporales; Didymellaceae
Product: BEM46 family protein
Exons: 4
Coding region: 182-1069 (295 amino acids)
Cellular component (GO): membrane
Molecular function (GO): palmitoyl-(protein) hydrolase activity
Source: RefSeq, a predicted model, not a curated record
UCAAGGACCGCUCGAAUCAACAUCAGUGAACGAUAGGUAUUUAUCGACUACUAGAGCAGCCCAUGAGAAAGUGAAAACAGAGCACCUCUCGUACUGGCUUUCGCCCACGAGCUACCAGUGAGGCGGCGACUACUUUUACGGUAUAUCCCACCAGCAGAUCCUCCAAGUCAUAUCAGUCAACAUGGGUACCGCUCUAGACACGUUUGUGUCGUACUUACGGAUACCUCUCCUGGCCUCCUCCGGUAUUGCAGCGCUUUGUAGUGGUCUUCUAUACUUCAAACAGAAUGAGCUCAUCUACCCCAGAGCGUUUCCACCUGAUGCUCGGACCAACGUUCCACGACCUCCCCAAUUUGGUCUCACCGACUACGAAGAGUUGUUCAUUCCCACACCAGACGGCGAAUCCCUCAGCGCUUUCUAUAUUCGACCAAACAAGCAACAUGCCCGUAACGUGACCGUUCUCAUGUUUCACGGCAAUGCUGGUAACAUCGGCUAUCGACUUCCAAUUGCUAAGAUACUUACGAACGAACUUCGUUGCAAUGUACUCAUGCUUCAGUAUCGUGGUUAUGGCUUAUCGUCUGGCGAUCCCAACGAAAAGGGGCUCAUGAUCGAUGCUCAGACAGGCCUGGAUUACAUUCGUAAUCGGUCAGAACUCCGAGGCAUGCGGAUAGUCAUCUAUGGACAGAGCAUUGGAGGUGCAGUAGCUAUUGGACUAGCUUCUCGCAACCAAAAACAGGGCGACAUUGCUGGUGUUGUUCUGGAAAAUACGUUUACCUCGAUCAGAAAGCUCAUACCAUCUGCAUUCCCUCCCGCUCGAUUCCUCGCACCGCUUUGUCACCAGAUAUGGCCCAGCGAAGAGACACUGCCAACGGUUACUACAAUACCGUUCCUAUUCUUGAGCGGUUUGAAAGAUGAGAUUGUCCCAGCCUCCCAUAUGGCCCGCCUGUACAAGGUCUGCAAAGCUCCAAAGGUAUGGCGAGAGCUCCCUAAUGGGACCCACAACGAUACAGUUGCAGAGCCAGGGUACUUCCAGUACAUCGAUGACUUCUUGGGGAAAUUCAUUACAGCAUAAAAUCUAUCGCAUAGUGCCAUGCAUUCAGUUAGUGGAGUCGGCCCUUUGUAGAUCAACAGCAAGGCGACAUCUGCAUGUCUCGACAUAGCCAAUACAUGACAGACUGGAGUCAUUCAGACCCAUCCGAAGGCGAACUGGCGCGUGCAACGGUCGCAUUGUGGUAUGAUAACGCUCACCGACCCAUCAUUGUGUCGUAAGGCUCAUUUGCAGUCGUAAUCGUGCGGGAGUUGCGAUGAGGACUGUUCAUGCGGGACGCGCUCU